Molecule: messenger RNA, 1403 nt
Organism: Theileria parva strain Muguga
Lineage: Eukaryota; Apicomplexa; Aconoidasida; Piroplasmida; Theileriidae
Exons: 1
Coding region: 196-1380 (394 amino acids)
Source: RefSeq, a predicted model, not a curated record
UUUUAUUUAUAACUUUUUAAAUGGAUUAUUAUCUUCAGCAUUUAGUAAUUUUUUAAUUUUUUCCUCAGAAUCUUGUCCUUCUAUUGUUAUUAGCGUUAUUUCCAAUAUUAAUUUAUUUUUUCUCCCAAAUUUCAACAUUUUUAUUUAACAUUUCCCUACACAUUUGUAAAUAUUUUUAUUUUAAUCAUUUUUAAAAUGUUAUUAUUGUCUAAAUUUCUAAGUAACUGGCGAAAACUCCCUGACUUAUCAUGUUUGAAUUCAAAUCGUCCACUGUUUUUAUAUUUGUACUCCAAAUCUAACCUUCUUAACUCUGAUUUCUCUGAAAUAUUCUCAACAGAUGAUAAAAUCGUGGAUUCUGUGAAAAAUCAAGGCGUUGAAUGCUACUCUGAGGAUAUCUCUCGUAUCCCUUGCAAACUCAUUGAUAAGUUUGAAGUUACCACAGUCCCAUCUAUUUUGGCUAUUCUAAAUGGCUCUAAAGUAGGCCAGAUCGUCAAAGGCUCAGGAUUAGAGUCGUUUGUUGCACUUAGUCAGAGGUUAAAAAACGAAACAAACCCAACUGAAAGUGCACUAGUAACUAACUUAAGGGAUCUCAUAUCACAUGGUAACCCUAAAGAUAUCCGUGCCAACAUUUCCUUUAUAAAAAACAAUUUUGUGAGGGAACUUGAGGUGGAUCCUACCCUGUUUAGGCUAUUUUCAGAAGGCUCAAUACUAUCACAUAACAAUAAUGAAUAUUCUCUAGAGACCUUAAAAAAAGAUUUAUCCACUAUCAACAUCUUUCUUAAGCAAGUUGAGGACUCUAAAUCAUCCUACAUCAUUACAGGAAAAUUAAUCACACAGGCACCCACUGAAAUACAGACAUUAGCUGACAAAUAUAAUUCACUAUUAAGUGGUUCUGAGAGAUUAAGUAUUAUUAAAGAUGGGUUAAAAAAGGUUUACAGACUAAAAGUUAAGAUUCUUGAACUGAUUUCAGUAAAGCAUUUCAUUAAAAAGAACAUGGAAGAAUCAAUCAAGUGUGCGCUUGACUCCUACAAAACGAACGUGGAUCUACUCCAAAAGGAUAUGAUCACACUGCAUGAAUUCCAUUCGUGCGAAACAAAGGAAGUUUUGGAAUCAUUACUUUUUCUUCUGGAUCCUUAUGACAUAUGUUCUCUGGAAACGAGAGCUGAGCUUGAAAACGUGUUAGGCCCAAGACUUCUGAAUGAAAUCCCAGUUAGUCAGAGACCACUAGGUGGAGUUACAAAGAAACGCCGUGGCUUUGGAGGGAGGUAUAUUUGGCAAGGAAUACACUACAGACCUAAACGAUAUAAGCCUAAAAACCUAAAACAGUACCUUAACGAGUGGCGCUGUGUACACGACUCAAACCCACCCUCAUUUAACUGAUUCUAAUAUUUUCAUAACGUGAA